This is a messenger RNA of Acanthosepion pharaonis, 1134 nucleotides long. The record is from the annotation of a GenBank genome assembly. Lineage: Eukaryota; Metazoa; Mollusca; Cephalopoda; Sepiida; Sepiidae.
AUGAUUUUCGGAUUUUUUCUUUUGUCUAUAUCUAAGAUUCUUUCCCUCAAUUUCUUAUUCUCUCCCCCCCCUCUCUCUCUCUCUCUCUCUCUCUCUCACACUCUCUCUCUCUCUCUCUCUUUCUUUCUCUCUUAUUCUAUUAUUAUUUUCCUGUAUUCUUUUCUUCUUGCCCCUCUCUUAGAUUGUUUUCUGUCUUAUUUGUUCGAUUUUAUUAUCAACUCUUUUUACGUUCAUUCAUAUUGCUCUAUAUUAUUUUUUUUAUCCUCCCAUUUUUUCUCUCUUUCUUUUUACCUUUUUGUUCUUUUGCCAUUUGUUACUUUUUUUCAUUUUUUCAUUAGUCUUCCUUCUUAUUUUCAUUCCUUCUUUCAUUUUCCUUUCUCUGUAUUUCGCCUUCUACUUAUUCUCUUCUUUUUCUCUCACCGCUUUAUUUUAAUUUUUUUUUCUUUUCCAAUUUCUUUUUGUUUUCUUUCUUGUUUUAAUCCUCCUUCAUUAUUUGUUUUUCAACACUUUUUUUCUUUCUUUUUUUUAAAAAUUCUAUUGAAUUACAUCACUUUGCUUUUCUUCUCCUUUCUCCCUUCUUUCAUUCCUUCGUCUUUUUCUUCUCAUUCUCCUUCAUCGCCAUCAUUUUCUUCUUUUCUUUCUUUCUUUCAUUCAUUUAUUUAUUCCAUUCCUUUUUUGAAUGAGUAUCUAAUUUUUCUUCUUUUCGUCCUGCUUUCGUCUCAUUCUUUCCUUUUCGCGCCUCUUUCAUUUUUCUCAUCUUCCUUGAUUAAUUUUGUCUGUCUUCUUUGUUCUUCUUUCAUCUUUCUUCCCUUUUCGAUUUCUCUUCUAUUUUUCUUUGACUAUUUCUUUCUUUCUUUCUUUCUCUUUUCACACUUAAAACCCCGUGAAGAAAAGAACGAUUAUUUAUUUGACGAUUUAAUUGCUUCCUUUCCUCACCAAUCGGAUAUGAAGCGCUCUCAAAUUAUACUCAGAUCCACAGAGAUUACAUUAGCUGUCGUCGCCGGCAUCCAUGAAUCUCGCCAACACAGACCACCCAAUUUUCCCGCCUCUAAUAACAGUGAUUACGGAAGGAAACGCGCGGAAUUUCAAAUCAACCAAUCGAUGUGUUUAUAUUUUUAUACUUUUUCAAAAUAA